Messenger RNA from Hordeum vulgare subsp. vulgare (domesticated barley), 1019 nucleotides. RefSeq lists its product as uncharacterized. The record is from RefSeq and is a predicted model, not a curated record. Bases 165 to 590 code for a protein of 141 amino acids. The transcript is spliced from 2 exons. NCBI's taxonomy places the organism in Eukaryota, Viridiplantae, Streptophyta, Magnoliopsida, Poales, Poaceae.
UCGUCGUAAUCAGUAAUCACGAUUAGCGGUCUGAACGGCGGUUGCGUGCCUGGCGAGUGGCGACGGCGGCAGCCGGCAGGUAUCGAGCAAGGCGACAGCAGACGGCAGCGACGGGUCGAGUCGACAGCGGCAGAGGGAAGACGCCAGGCCAGACGUACGCACCUAUGCGGCCGGUGGCCGGCGACCAGUGCUGCAGCGCAUCAUCUUCCCCUUGCAAGCAAAGAAUCAUGCAUCGAGGCAGGAAGUAUGAUUCCGGUGCUUCAAAGCGAAGGAAGAAACAAAAAGUAGAAGAAGAUGCUCGAGUACAAAAGGGUUCUCUUGAUAAAUUUGUUGUGAAAGAACCUCAGCCCAGUUUUGAAAACCAAACUCCAGAUGCUAAUAUUGCUGAUGCGCAUGGUGGUGAUCCAGUGGAGGUUGAGGCUCACAUUGCACAAACCGAUGAAGGUGAUGAUACUAAGAAUGUCGACGAAGAUGAUGAUCCUAAUCAUGUUGAUGAAGGAGACACUGCUAAUAUUGCCACUGAAGGUCACGUCUUGGAGAAGAUUAAUUAUAAAGAUAUGAUCGAAGAUUUCAUUUCAAGAAAUACUUGAAGAAUGCUACUCUUUGGUAGAAAAUGAGGUCAGUUUAUAAGUUUAUUGCGUUAGUAUCAUAUUUACUAUUUUACUGUAUUUUAUAGACUUUUUAAAUAUUGUAUCAAAUAAGACAUAUUUAAAGUUAAAUAAUUAAGUAAGAGUAUGCUCUGCUUACAUUAGUUCUUCAGUUUGAUGUUUAAUAAAAAAUAGGACCUUAUUUUAUUUUUGUCCCGGACCCUCAAUUUUCUGGAGACGGCCUUGCUUUAGAGUUGAGACACUUAUUUUGGGACAGAGGGAGUAGUUGAAUUGUUGACUGAAUAGAACAAGUUACCAUUCAAGGAAAGGGCCUUAUUUCCGGAUUAUACAUCAACCAGCUGAAAUAGAAGACAAUUCUGCAACUCUCAAACUUGAUGACAAAGACUGGGUCGUUUCCUCCUUUUCAAAAAA